UGCUAUUUUUCUCGUGAUCAGGCGUGAACUCGUGAUUUUCAUGUAAGUCACCGUGGCACCGGAAACGGAAAUUCUAGUGGCAGUUCUAGAAAGUGUCACGUGUUUUCAUUAACUCAUUUUCUUUAGCAAGUUUUUUGAAUGAUUAAAUUAUGGGUCAUCUUAGUUAAAGAUAUUGUAUGACAAACAACUCAUCCAGCGACACCUGAAUACAGAUGGUUGGUACGGCGGCUUCAGAAAAAUCAAAAUCCUCUGUGCAACUAACUAAAUGGCCCCUUGAAACAGUUAUUAAUCAUGGCAAAACUGUGAUCUAAACCUAGCAUGUAUCCACUUUUCAGCCAACGAAAAUGGGGGGAUCCUGUGAGAGUCAAGGCCUCCUUUAGCUCACACUCAAAAAGGGUGGAUGGACACGUAGUUCCAGAGUACAGACGGUUCAGUCUAGACCCACAGUUAACAAAUUUUGAAACACUUUACAGCUUGAUUUCAAGAGCAUUUGACAUAAAAUCUGAUUUUCUAAUGCAAUAUCGCUUUGAAGAUCCUAGUGGCCAAGAAAUUUUUCUUCAACUGCUUUCAGACUGGGACUUAGAAGCAGCAUUUGAAAGAGCUGCUGAUCCAUGUUUGUGUCUGAGAAUUGAUCCAAUCCCUUUGGAACAUGUUGAGGAAUGGGACCUUGUUAAUACUCCAUCAUCAGAUUGUAAAGUCAUUCAUCCGAAAGAAGGUCGCAAUGACUCUUCAAUACAAACGAAGAUCAUGACGAAGGUGGGGAAAACCAUUAAUCUUAUGCAGCAAGCUUUGAACUUGAAUGGUAGCUGUGGAGAAUUUGCUCUGGGUACAUCGACGUCUCCCUUGACUGACACUGAAUUUACCGAUUUUCGUGAUGGAGUAGGAACGCUGAUCAAAAUUGAUGAAUGCAAACAGCGAAUUUUUCAGGGUGGCCUCGAACCAAGUCUCAGACGCGUAGUGUGGAAACAUCUGCUAAAUGUCUACCCUGAUGGGUUAAAUGGAAGUGAAAGGAUGAAGUACAUGGGCAGAAAGUCUGACGAGUAUCAACGGUUGAAGAGUGAAUGGAUGAUUUACUACAGGAGUAAGAAGAUGUCAGAGGAAUUGCAGCACGUUACUUCAAUGGUUAGAAAAGAUGUCCUGAGAACAGAUCGGCAACAUCCGUUUUAUAGUGGAGGAGACGACAAUGCAAAUGUUGAAAAACUAUUUAACAUCCUGACAACCUAUGCCAUCAUGCAUCCAACAACUGGCUAUUGUCAAGGAAUGAGUGACAUGGCUAGCCCCAUUCUCUUUGUCAUGGACAAUGAAGCGCAUUCCUAUAUCGCAUUUACCGCCUUGAUGGAACGACUGAAAGAGAAUUUUUCCAUUACUGGGACCACUAUGACUUUAAAAUUCGACCACCUGUGCUGUGCGAUCGCCUAUCAUGACCCGGUUUUUUUCGCUUAUCUCCAGCGACAUAAUGCCAUUGAUUUGCUGUUUUGCUACCGGUGGUUAUUGCUCGAAAUGAAACGUGAAUUUGCGUUUGAUGAAGCUCUGCGUAUGUUGGAAGUAACCUGGAGCUCUUUACCCAAGUCAUCUCGUCAAACCGAACUUGCUCUCUUUGAGCGAAUACCUGAUCUAGCUCCAACGGCAUCAGUGCCUAUCCCUCUUCCUGCGCGAAUCAAAGAAUCUCCUUACACAAAAGUCUGCAGCCUUCGUCGUCAAAGCUCUUCUCCGGCAUCUUCCUUUUCAUUUAACUCCAGUGAAGGCCCAGUUGGCCUACAUUCCGCACUGAAAAAUAGCCGUGAUAGUCAAUCUAUAUGUUCACCGAGCUGGGAUAGAGGAAAUAUUGAGUUAGACGAUGUCUUUAUUCCUGCCAACGAUAAAGACAAUUCUACUCAGUUAGAAUCUCUUGUCGUUCCUCAUGAUUUGAAACCCAAAGACUAUACAGAAUCUCAUCGUGAUCUUGCUCAGUCUAACGGUCGUGGACAGUUUGUCGUUAACGAAGCAACCAAUGGACAGCAGUGUCCAUUGAUGGCUUCUGGUGAUAGUGUAUCGAGCGCCCUCUCGUCAUUGAUGAAGGUGAAAGAGCCUGAAGAAAAACGCGUUGAUAUAUCGAACGAGGGAUUGUCUUGCCCCCUUGAAGAUAGUGUCCUUCAGGAUUUUGAAGUCGUCGGUUCUUGUGAAGAAGCCAUUGAGGCGGCUGCAGCUACUACCAUGAUCACACCUAGCAAUACGAUUCAUCCCAAUUACGUGAGAACAGGUGUCAGGCCAAGUCUGCCUUCUCCAGACGUGCUGGGGUGUGGCAAUCCUUUUCUUAUUUUUCUCUGUCUCACUGUCUUGCUUCAACAUCGCGAUUCUAUAAUUAAUCGUGGACUGGACAGUAAUGAGAUGGCAAUGCAUUUUGAUCGUCUCGUUCGUAAACAUGAUGUAGAGCGUGUGCUAAGUCAAGCACGCACUCUUUACUAUAGAUACCUUGCCCACUUCAACUCGCAGAAUAGCUGACCAGUCUAUGUAACUAAGUAAAAUUUCAUCGUCGCUAAAAUUUGUCUCAUCCAGUUUAAAAAAUCAGUGACUCGAUCAUUUUUGAUCGGAAGUAGCAUUCCGUGUCCUUUAUUGCCAUUUACGUUCUUCCAUUUAAAUUUUUUAAAAAGCCA
Messenger RNA from Daphnia carinata, 2633 nucleotides. Its product is annotated as TBC1 domain family member 25-like. The record is from RefSeq and is a predicted model, not a curated record. The transcript has 11 exons. Gene Ontology annotation, biological process: activation of GTPase activity; regulation of autophagosome maturation. NCBI's taxonomy places the organism in Eukaryota, Metazoa, Arthropoda, Branchiopoda, Diplostraca, Daphniidae. Bases 319 to 2481 code for a protein of 720 amino acids. Gene Ontology annotation, cellular component: autophagosome. Gene Ontology annotation, molecular function: GTPase activator activity.